Messenger RNA from Seminavis robusta, 666 nucleotides. Lineage: Eukaryota; Bacillariophyta; Bacillariophyceae; Naviculales; Naviculaceae. The record is from the annotation of a GenBank genome assembly.
AUGACGUACUGCAGCAUUGACCCCGACAAGGCGGCCUACAAAAUGUCCAAGGGCGAAAUGAUCUGCAAGGGAGAGGCCCAAGUUCGGACUGUGGUCGGCUACGUAUUGACGUUGCUGCAUUUGGCGAUUCUCAAUGAGGUUGCAUUUUGGUGGGAGCCUGGAACCCCGAGGACCGUCCAAUUGCACUUUUGGAAUGGCCACGAGUUGUUGGACACACAAGACUUGACCGACAUGGGCCUUUUGGCAUUGGCGGGUUUGGUUGUCACUUGGAUGAUCGCCUUGCCCCUCCAGUUCUUGGUCGCCAAGCCAACGGCGGCCAACACGGCCAUUGCCAAACAACCAUAAUUACUUGUUGGACGAGAGAGAGAGAGAAAGAGACAGCAUUUGCUGCCACAGAAACUAUCUCAUCACACUGGAACAGAAUGACGCCCAAGGAAACGUGUUUCUUUCAAGCAAGAGACUUGGAAGGAACAUGACCCGAGAGCUGACAUGUUCGAGUUUGACAUGGAUAGUGGCUGUACGGUACUAUCAAGGUGAUGUCUCUUCCGAUAUUUAUUUCCCGCAAGUACAUAAUGUAGAUACAUGCGCUGGUAGUAUGUUUUUGCUUGCAGAACCAGAGCAUUUUGCAUGGACAAAGUCACUCUGACUCCUAUUCAAAUUACGUCU